Messenger RNA from Camelina sativa (false flax), 633 nucleotides. Its product is annotated as putative transcription factor At1g61730. Lineage: Eukaryota; Viridiplantae; Streptophyta; Magnoliopsida; Brassicales; Brassicaceae. Gene Ontology annotation, cellular component: nucleus. The record is from RefSeq and is a predicted model, not a curated record. Gene Ontology annotation, biological process: regulation of DNA-templated transcription.
AUGAAUGCUGCAAAGAAAGUGAAAACGAGUGGCAAGAAGCUGGUCCUUCCACGGCUUUGGUCCGAGGACGAUGAGGUGCGCUUGCUUGAAGGAAUUCUUGAAUUCCGAUCUGCUACAGGUAAAACAUACCUCGAAGACAAGGAUGGAUUCUACCACUUCAUCAAGGAGUCUUUCACCGUUAAGGUUACUUUCUUACAAUGCAUGUCAAAGAUUACAAAACUUAAAAAGAAGUAUCAGAAGAGAGAUGAAAAAAGUAAGAAACCGUCUACUUUGAAACCUCUUGAUCUUAAAGCUUUUGAACUGUAUGGGAAAAUUUGGGAAAACCCGGUAUCUGAAACGAAUGCUGCUGAAGAUUCAAGAAGAAGUGACGGGAUUCAGAAGCUGGAAAGUGAUCAUAAGAAUGUGAUGAAUCAUGGGCAAGGAGGAGAUUGGUUUUGCAACUCGGUUUUGUUUUGUAUGGUUGCUUAUCUUUGCAGGGAUGAAGAUGCAGUGAAAAUAGAUUGGGGUUGGGUUUCAGAAGAGAAGAAGAGGGAAAUGAUGGACCGAUGGAGAGUCUUGAAGGCCAAAAAUGACGAAACUCUCUUACAAAAAUCAGCCUUUUUGGAUGAUAUUGUCUCUCUUAUCCAUCGUUGA